CAGGACUCCAGCACCAGCCCUCCGCCCGCGGAGGCGGGCGCAGCGAGGGUGCAGGGCCGACCCCCAGCCGCGCUGGAGGUGUUCGGCCUGCCCCUCAGCAGCCCAGGGGCCGAGGAGGCUGCGGGGGUGCGCCCGGCCGCGAGCGCCCGCACGAGAGAGCUCGGGCCGGGGCCCGCCGCGGCGCCGGCGGGGCCCGCGCCUGCGACGGCCGCGCCACAGAAGCCGCCGGCAGGAGGGGUCCGUGUGCUCCCGCUGGCGCUGGAGGCAGAAGGGGCCGCGCCGCCGCGGCUGCUGAACGCUUUCGGGGCCCCAGCGAAAGCUGCCCCGCCGUCGCCGCUGACGCCAGGCGCCCCCCAGGCCAGCGGCCGCGGCCAUGGGGGCGCUCCUCUCGCCGACCAGCCUGCCAGCUCGUCCUGCACGCCGCGCGCAGGCCGCAGCAUCUCCGGCGUGCACGCCCACGAGGAGUUAUUCGGGGGCGCUGGCGCGGGCGGUGUGGCAGCGGCCGCGAAGCCCUCGGCCCCGAAGCCCGCUGGCGCUCUGCUCGGCUACUUCCCAUCUGCCCGCAUGGGCACGGACGUUAAGCUCAAGGGCCCUUCCGGCAGGUCUUCGCUGCCGCCUGUGCCGUGCCAGGUCAAGGGCAGCGUGCACGUCAGCUCCUCGUGCGCCAGUCCUCCGCACGCCAGCCGCGGGACCGACCGCGAGCCCGAGAGCGAGCCCGGCUCGCCAGCGCCUGGCGGCAAGGCCCCUGCGCCAUCCAGGGCUAAGGCGCCAACAAGACCCUCUGCCAAGGCGCAGGCAAGCAGCAGGGAUAGUGAGCCUGACGUGGCUGCCGAAGGCUUGGCAGAUGGCGGCGCGACACCCCCAGGUGGCACCGGAGCCAGCAUCGAGGGCGGUGGCGAGCACCCCGGCGGCGAAGGGGCUGCCGUGGCGAGCGAGGCGCCCCCGCCCAAAGCGGCUGGCAAGAGCAAGGGAAAGGGCCCGCCACCCCCAGGCCCGCCAGGUGGGCCACCCUUGGCGGCGCCAGCCGCGGGCAAGGGCGGCAAGGGCAAAGGGCCACCAGCUCCGCCAAAGGCGUCAUCAAAAGCCUCUGCCAAGGGGCAGCCCAGCAGCAGGGAGAGCGAGCCCACGGCCGGCGAAGGCGCGGCAGACGGCGGCACGGCCUCCCCCAGCGGCACCGGAGACAGCAUCGAGGGCGGUGGCGAGCCCCCAGGCAUCGAAGGGGCUGCCGUGGCGAGCGAGGCGCCGCCGCCCAAGGCGGCCAGCAAGGGCAAGGGGAAGGGCCCGCCGCAGCCCGUAGCAGGCGGCAAAGCCAGCGGCAAGAGCAAGGGCCCGCCGCCCCCGGGCAGCACGCCGCCGCCGAGCGGCCCGCCGGGCGGCAAAGCCAGCGGCAAGAGCAAGGGCCCGCCCCCCCCGGGCAGCGCGCCGCCGCUGAGCGACCCACCUGAGGCGGAGCCAGCCGCGGGCAAGGGCGGCAAGGGCAAGGGGCCAGGUGGGCCAUCUGGCGGCAAGGCGCCUCCGCUAGCCAAGGCCAAGGCAUGGUCGAAGGCCUCCGCCAAGGCGCGGCCCAGCAGCAAGGAGGGCCCCGAGGCCAGAGCCGCGGGAGCAGCGCCGUUUGGGCGCAGGAUCCACCUCGCGGGGGCGAAGUACGAUGAGCCCGAGGGACACAGCGUGUUCAACGACCUCGACGAGGACGUCGGGCUGGACACCGAUAUGAUAACGGGCAUGUUCAGCAACGCGGCGGGGAAGGGCGUGAAGGCCGCGCAGCCCGCAUCGAAGAAGAAGGAGGGCAUAAAGGUGCUCGACCUGAACCGGGCCCAGAGCAUCGCCAUCAUGCUCAGCCGGCUGCCGGUGCCGCCCGAGGAGCUCUGCGAGCAGCUGCAGAGGCACGAGCUCGCCGACCCUCGCAUGGACCCCGACUCCAUCGAGAUACUGAUGGAGCAGUUGCCGAACAAGGAGGAGGCCGAGAAGCUCCUGAAGCACGAGGCCGAGGUGGAGGAGCUGCGCGACGUGGAGCAGAAGAUCUUCCCCUUCGUGCGUCUGCCCAGGUGUGUCCCCCUGCUCCGGCUCAUGAAGCUGGGGAAGACGCAUUCGGCGACGGCGUCGAAGCUGCUCCAGCGGUGCGAGGUGCUGAGGGCGGCCAGCGAGGAGGUACGCAGCAGCAGGCCGCUGCGGUUCGUCUUCCGCGCGAUGCUGAAGCUCAUCAACUACAUCAACCACGGCACCAAAGACAUCGGCAAAGGCACCAUGCGCAGCUUCCCCAUCGAGUCUCUCAACGCCCUGGCGACGUUCAAGGUCGGGCAGGCCUCGGGGCUGCAGAUCCUGGCCUUCACGACGCGCAAGAACGCGAGCUCCAAGUUCCUGCAGAGCCUCAAGCAGAGCCUGAGCCACGUCCAGCAGGCCGCGAAGGAGAAGACCGCGGACAUCAAGCAGGGGGUCGGCGCCUUUUCCCAGGAGCUCACCUUCGCGAAGGGCCAGGUCGCCCAGCUCGAGGAGGGCUCGCCAGCGAGGGAACGCCUCGAGGAGCUCGUCCGCGAGGUCCAGCAGAGAGUCGCGGAGCUGAACGCGAGGCUGGACGCGGCGCAGAGCAGCGCCACGGAGGCGCAGGCGUACUUCGGCGUCGGCGACGGCAAGAGCCUGCCCCCGCCCCCGGAGGAGCUCUUCGGGCACUUCGAGGCCUUCCUGGCGAACUUCGAGACCGCCUGGCUCGAGCUCGACAAGCACCCGUUCUUCAAGGAGCACUUUCGGCAGGCGCCCGAGGGCGCCGGCCCAGGCCGCGCGCGGACCAGCCGCCCGAAGGCCCUGUCGAGGAGGCGCACCGUGUGCGCGGAGCGUACGGGGGCCGCCCGGGAACCCGACGGUGGGGCCAAGAGGAAGUCCGUGCCCUUCAACGAGCUGGGCGGGCCCGCCGACGGCGCCGCCGGCGGCGCCGCCCGCAGCGCCACCGUGGACG
Messenger RNA from Prorocentrum cordatum, 2950 nucleotides. The record is from the annotation of a GenBank genome assembly. Lineage: Eukaryota; Dinophyceae; Prorocentrales; Prorocentraceae.